Molecule: messenger RNA, 1272 nt
Organism: Benincasa hispida (wax gourd)
Lineage: Eukaryota; Viridiplantae; Streptophyta; Magnoliopsida; Cucurbitales; Cucurbitaceae
Source: RefSeq, a predicted model, not a curated record
GAUCGUAUUGGAAAACGCUUCCGUCCGUGGCCAAUCCUUCUUCGCUGUUGUGUACUAGUUCCCCCGCACCUAGAGACGGUGUUGCUAAACCAUAGAAGCCCUUCUCAAAAAGGAAAGGAAAAGAGAAAAAAGAUAUCGAGGCAGCGUGAUAGCGUAGCUGACUUGAGUCGCAAAGAACUCAGGACACCGAAUCCCGCUUCACUAAACUGGUUCAGAAUGAGCCAUAACAAGCCUAGGCGCUUCAAAAAUCACCAUCCCCGUCGCGGACAAUCUACUCGAGGCCAUAAAUUUAUUGGAGAGGAUGAGUGUUUGCCAAUCGACCCAGCUAAUGAUGAGGAGCCAACGAGUCCAAAAAUUCAGCUUGCCAUGUGGGAUUUUGGGCAGUGUGAUGCAAAAAGGUGUACAGGUCGCAAGCUUGCACGAUUUGGCUUGUUAAAAGAUUUGCGUGUUAACAGUGGGUUUGGAGGCAUUGUCUUAAGUCCAGUGGGAGUGAAUUGUGUCUCCAAAGAAGAUCGUAGUCUUCUUAAACAAAAAGGAUUAGCCGUUGUGGAUUGCUCAUGGGCACGGUUGGGUGAUGUUCCAUUUGUGAAAUUGCGUUGUGCUGCUCCUCGCCUAUUACCUUGGCUAGUAGCAGCAAACCCAGUAAAUUACGGUCGACCAUGUGAGUUAUCUUGUGUGGAAGCAUUGGCUGCCGCUCUAAUCAUAUGUGGGGAAGGGGAAACAGCAGAUCUGUUGCUUAGUAAGUUCAAGUGGGGCCAUGCUUUUCUUUCCGUUAAUAGAGAACUUCUAAAACAAUACUCAGCAUGUGAGAAUAGUGCUGAUAUUAUUUCGGUCCAGAAUGCUUGGUUAUCACAACAACGACAAGUCCCUAAAGAACCGCAUAAUGUAGAAGGUGCAGAGAAGUCGUCUGUGAGUGAAGACGAUGAGGGUUCUGAUGAUUCGGAGGAUGGACUUCCGCCAUUGGAGAAGAAUCUAAAUCACUUGACCUUGCAGCAAGAUAGUGAUGAAGAAAGCGAGUAAAAUUUAUACUAUAGAAGCAAAAGUUUAAUGUAGAGAUCAAACACUUCCCAACAGUCUAGGAUUCUUCAAUUUUGCUUUGCUUUUUUACUUAUUAGAGAAUUAAGUCAGUUUGGAGUUUUGUAAUUUCUAAAUUAGCAAAUUAUUUCAAAUCAACCGCCUAUCUAAUUAUUUCAAAUUAUUUUAAAAAGUCACUCCAAAACGAAUUGAAGGUUGCUGUUAAGUUGUAUCCAUAGUAUUAAAUUUUCAUCGACA